UCACAGCACCUGAAAUUGAGACUUUGAAAAAAUAAAAUAAAGAUCAGAGCAAACUGCAAAGCAAAACAGAGGGAAAGGAAAGGAAGGGAUCCAAAUUGUCUCACGCAACCAUGGUGGCGGAUUCCAAGUCAAACUCCGAUAUCUCCUUCGCCAAAACCUUCGCUAGCAGCGCUUUCUCCGCCUGUUUCGCUGAGGUGUGUACUAUACCUUUGGACACUGCUAAAGUUAGGCUUCAGCUUCAAAAACAAGGUAUAGCUGGGGAUGUAGCCUCCUUACCUAAAUAUAAGGGUAUGCUUGGAACAAUUGCAACCAUUGCCAGAGAAGAAGGUGCUUCAGCACUCUGGAAGGGCAUUGUGCCAGGGCUACAUCGUCAAUGUCUGUAUGGAGGUUUAAGAAUUGGGUUAUAUGAGCCUGUUAAGGCUCUCUAUGUGGGGAGUGACCAUGUUGGGGAUGUUCCAUUGUCAAAGAAAAUUCUUGCUGCAUUUACAACUGGUGCUGUGGCAAUUACAGUGGCAAAUCCAACUGAUCUCGUCAAAGUUAGGCUUCAAGCAGAAGGAAAAUUGGCUCCGGGUGUUCCUAGGCGCUACUCUGGAUCUUUAAAUGCUUAUUCAACAAUUGUGAGACAGGAAGGAGUUGGGGCACUUUGGACUGGUCUUGGCCCCAAUAUAGCAAGAAAUGGUAUCAUCAAUGCUGCUGAACUAGCCAGCUAUGAUCAAGUGAAACAGACAAUUUUGAAAAUUCCAGGAUUCACCGACAAUGUUGUAACUCAUCUCCUUUCUGGUCUGGGGGCAGGGUUUUUUGCUGUCUGUAUCGGCUCCCCAGUUGAUGUGGUUAAGUCUAGAAUGAUGGGAGAUUCUACUUACAAAAGCACCCUUGAUUGUUUUGUCAAAACCUUAAAGAAUGAUGGCCCCUUCGCCUUUUAUAGAGGCUUCAUCCCAAAUUUUGGACGGCUAGGAUCUUGGAAUGUGAUCAUGUUUCUAACCCUAGAACAGACUAAAAAGUUCGUCAAAAGUUUAGAAUCAUCCUGAGUUCAAUCAACUACAUGGAGGACUCUCUAAGGAACUGAUUGCAACUGCAAAUGCAGUGGAAAUUGUAGAAAAUAAAGGUCUACCUCUUCAUUUUGCUAACUUGGUCGCACACAAUCAAGUAUUUGUUUUUUCGAGGGUGAAAAGACAAAUGAAAGUAAAAUAAAUGAGAAUACUUCUUAUAUACUAGCCUUUUAGAAUUGUGAGAUCUGUAGGAAUUGCAUGCUGUUUCCAUGUAAUUCUCUUCAAAUUUUAUUACGAAACAAGCUUGGACAUGAGAUUCAUUUCACAUAUGGUGGGGUUUAAGCCUCGGCCUAUGUGGAUAUUUAUAAAUUUAAACACAACGUUGCCCUUGCCCCUUGGACAAGUUCAA
Molecule: messenger RNA, 1398 nt
Organism: Lotus japonicus
Lineage: Eukaryota; Viridiplantae; Streptophyta; Magnoliopsida; Fabales; Fabaceae
Product: mitochondrial uncoupling protein 1
Exons: 9
Coding region: 111-1028 (305 amino acids)
Biological process (GO): mitochondrial transmembrane transport; mitochondrial transport
Cellular component (GO): mitochondrial membrane
Molecular function (GO): oxidative phosphorylation uncoupler activity
Source: RefSeq, a predicted model, not a curated record